Oncorhynchus keta (chum salmon) is the source of this 1845-nucleotide messenger RNA. RefSeq lists its product as uncharacterized. The transcript is spliced from 5 exons. The record is from RefSeq and is a predicted model, not a curated record. NCBI's taxonomy places the organism in Eukaryota, Metazoa, Chordata, Actinopteri, Salmoniformes, Salmonidae. The coding region runs from base 1 to 1845 and encodes 614 amino acids.
AUGUCACAGCCCCCCUCAUCACCUCACAGCCCCCCUCACCACACUACAGCCCCCUCACCACGCUACAGCCUCCCCCUCCCUCACCACGCUAAAGCCUCCCCCUCCCUCACCACGCUAUGGCCUCCCCCUCCUCACCACGCUACGGCCUCCCCCCCCCUCACCACGCUACAGCCUCCCCCCUCCUCACCACGUCACAGCCCCCCCCUCACAGCCCCCUCCCCCCUCACCACGCUGCGCUUUGGGUCCCUGGCCCCGUAUCUCAAGGCCCCGUAUCUCAAGGCCCCGUAUCUCAAGGCCCCGUAUCUCAAGGCCCCGUAUCUCAAGGCCCCGUAUCUCAAGGCCCCGUAUCUCAAGGCCCCGUAUCUCAAGGCCCCGUAUCUCAAGGUAUCCCCGUAUCUCAAGGCCCUGUAUCUCAAAGCCCCGUAUCUCAAGGCCCCGUAUCUCAAUCUCAAAGCCCCGUAUCUCAAGGCCCCGUAUCUCAAGGCCCCGUAUCUCAAGGCCCCGUAUCUCAAGGCCCCGUAUCUCAAGGCCCCGUAUCUCAAGGCCCCGUAUCUCAAGGCCCCGUAUCUCAAGGCCCCGUAUCUCAAGGCCCCGUAUCUCAAGGCCCCGUAUCUCAAGACCCCGUAUCUCAAGGCCCCGUAUCUCAAGGCCCCGUAUCUCAAGGCCCCGUAUCUCAAGGCCCCGUAUCUCAGGCCCCGUAUCUCAAGGCCCCGUAUCUCAAGACCCCGUAUCUCAAGGCCCCGUAUCUCAAGGCCCCGUAUCUCAAGGCCCCGUAUCUCAAGGCCCCGUAUCUCAAGGCCCCGUAUCUCAAGGCCCCGUAUCUCAAGGCCCCGUAUCUCAAGGCCCCGUAUCUCAAGGCCCCGUAUCUCAAGGCCCGUAUCUCAAGGCCCCGUAUCUCAAGGCCCCGUAUCUCAAGGCCGUAUCUCAAGGCCCCGUAUCUCAAGGCCCCGUAUCUCAAGGCCCCGUAUCUCAAGGCCCCGUAUCUCAAGGCCCCGUAUCUCAAGGCCCCGUAUCUCAAGGCCCCGUAUCUAUCUCAAGGCCCCGUAUCUCAAGGCCCCGUAUCUCAAGGCCCCGUAUCUCAAGGCCCCGUAUCUCAAGGCCCCGUAUCUCAAGGCCCCGUAUCUCAAGGCCCCGUAUCUCAAGGCCCCGUAUCUCAAGGCCCCGUAUCUCAAGGCCCCGUAUCUCAAGGCCCCGUAUCUCAAGGCCCUGUAUCUCAAGACCCCGUAUCUCAAGGCCCCGUAUCUCAAGGCCCUGUAUCUCAAGAGGCCCCGUAUCUCAAGGCCCCGUAUCUCAAGGCCCCUGUAUCUCAAGGCCCCGUAUCUCAAGGCCCCGUAUCUCAAGGCCCCGUAUCUCAAGGCCCGUAUCUCAAGGCCCCGUAUCUCAAGGCCCCGUAUCUCGUAUCUCAAGGCCCCGUAUCUCAAGGCCCCGUAUCUCAAGUAUCUCAAGGCCCCGUAUCUCAAGGCCCCGUAUCUCAAGGCCCCGUAUCUCAAGGCCCCGUAUCUCAAGGCCCCGUAUCUCAAGACCCCGUAUCUCAAGGCCCCGUAUCUCAAGGCCCCGUAUCUCAAGGCCCCGUAUCUCAAGGCCCCGUAUCUCAAGACCCCGUAUCUCAAGACCCCGUAUCUCAAGGCCCCGUAUCUCAAGGCCCCGUAUCUCAAGGCCCCGUAUCUCAAGACCCCGUAUCUCAAGACCCCGUAUCUCAAGGCCCCGUAUCUCAAGGCCCCUUUCCCGCCAAUAUUCAAGCAACGUAUCUCACAGCCAUUGGAGAAAGUGUGGGACAACAUUCCAAAGGUCACAAUCAACAGAUGGAUCAACUAUAUGCAUAUAGGAAAUGUGUCGCGUAUCUGA